Molecule: messenger RNA, 1080 nt
Organism: Funneliformis geosporum
Lineage: Eukaryota; Fungi; Glomeromycota; Glomeromycetes; Glomerales; Glomeraceae
Source: the annotation of a GenBank genome assembly
AUGACGGGGGAAAUGGUCGGAGAUGAAGAUCAUCAGCAGCCAGUUUUGAGAAAUGUUGGAUUUACGGGCAUUGCACCUAUCAAUAAUGAUUUUUUUAUUAAUCUUAAUCGCCAAUUAAGGGAGGCUAGUGAUGAAUCAGAAGUUCCUCGGGAUGGAGAUGGUAAGUUUACAUAUAGAGUUGUAGGGGUGCCAAAAAUUGAUCGCGAUACUGGAAACCAAGUUUGGACUGAUGAACAGCCUUAUUAUUUGGAAGAUGAAAAUGGAAAGGUUAUUGGCGAAGCAACCCAACCUGACGGCGAAAUAACUGGAAACUUCCCAUAUUAUAAAUUGUUAAAUACGUCUAAUAAUACUUUAAUUAAGUUGCCGCAAAGGAUGGAAAAAGUGCUAACUGAUAGUUUUGGAAUUGAGCAUGAAGAGUUUGAAGAAUUAAUCAAAGGAUGUGUAGAAAAUUCUGAUGAUUUUGCAGACAAUAUCCAUCGUCUUCAGUUUAGAGGUGAUAAGAAUUCCUGGCCAAAGCCAAGUAUUAGAGAAACUUCUCUCGCUGAACUUUUGAAUAUUCCAGAGAUUAGAGAUAGUAUUACUGGUGAUAAUAAUAAUCACCAACCAAAAUUAGUCAGUAUUGAGCAAAUUGAAGAUUUUAAUGAAACAUUAACGGGUUUAGAGUUUUCUACUAAUUAUCGUAAAUUUUAUGGGAAGGUUUUAGGAAAUGGUUUAGAAAGGCAAAGAAAACUUCAAGAAAUAGAUGAAGUCCUUUUUAAAAAAGUAAGGAAUAAAGUUAAUGAUUUGAAAGAUUUGAAAAAAUUAGUUUUGGGAGACACUGAAGAGAUCAAAAAUGAUAAAGAGGAGUUUAAUGGUAAAGAAAUGAUAAAGAGAGUUGAGUUGGCGGAAUUAAUGAAAGAACUAUUAAAAAAAGAAAGAGAAGCAAAUCCUAAUAAUAAUCAUGAAAAUGAUAAACAAGGAAACGAGCAGGUUUCGGAGUUAGAAAAGGCAAAAUUUAUUGCUAUUCAAAGAAUUAGACAAGAAUUAACUAAAGAUCCAGAAAUUACUGAACAGGAAUUAGAAGAAGAUAAGAGAAGAUGA